GUCAGCAUGUUCAAAGUGGAGUGCCAGGGGGAUCCUGCUGCUUUUGUUCUCCUCCCUAGUGAUUUCCCUGCUUCUGGGUAAAGAGCUGCUCUGCUUUGGCUUUGUUCCAGGAAACUCCAGACCUGCCUCAGGAAUUUGAACUUUGAAGUCCUGAAAUUGUAGCUAUUUGAUGACAAACUGGCCUGUGAGCUCCCCUGAGGGUACAAUGCAAGCAAUUCAAACAGUGGAAAAAGAAGUAACUCUUAUAAAGGAAACACUUUUCACAGAAUCUUUUAUAAAGAAAGAGGAACGUAGCAGAUCCACCGUGAAAAAGCAGCUGUGUCAGGAGCAGCCAUUGGAAGGAGCUGUCUGCAGCUUUCAGUGCUGUACUGAGCAUGUCCCAGUAGAGCACAGUGCAAGCAGCAUAUUAUGCAAAAAGGCAGCUCUAGCAGAUGGGGGAGAGGCACAGCAAGCAUUUGCGUCGCUUGCAUCACCACCGCCUGAAAACAAACCUGGAUUGCUAGAGAGGAGCUCGCCGGCUGGCCAAGUGAAUGAAAUCCAGCAGCAUGGCUUGAUUUCUGAAGGGGUUGGAUUGCUAAAAAUCAUGGGGAACCAAGAUGGGAAGCUAAAGAAAAAUACAGGUGAUGUAUGUGAAGGAGGAGAGGAUGCUUCUGGGCCCAAGGAUACAGAAGGCACAAAGAAGGGAGCAGGAAGCAAAAAGGGACUGGGGAAGCAUGGUAAAGGAAGUGAAUCUGGCAAAAAGAAGGGUAAGUCCGACUCUAGGGCCUCAGUGUUUUCAAAUCUGAGGAUCAGAAAAAAUCUGUCCAAGGCUAAAGAUGGGACCAGUAGUUCAAGGGAGGAUGUUUUAGAAAGCCAGGCCUUGAAUACAGGGGAGCUAGACAGUGCUCAUUCAAUUAUUAACAAAACUCCGGAUAUAAGCCUUUCUGCAGAUGAAGCGGGUCUCUCGGAUACAGAUGUUGAGCAUUUUGAAAUUACAAAUGAAACUCACCCAGCUGCUGCAGAGGCGCAGGAUGGACAAAGGACCAGCUCUGGCUCCGAUACGGAUAUAUACAGUUUCCAUUCAGCCACAGAACAAGAGGAUUUGCUUUCUGAUAUCCAGCAAGCUAUUAGACUGCAGCAACAGCAGGGGGCAAUUAACAUUGGAACUGAGGAGCAUGUCACCAAAACAAUGGACCCACACAUGGCUAAUUCUCAAGCAGCCCCCUUAGAUCUUGAACGGUUUCUUUCAGUGACUAGCAGUGACAAAGAGAGUAGCCCAGAAACUGAGCAGGCUGUCUCCGCAAUAUCUGAAAUUACAGAAAACAUUCCUAUCAGUGAAAUUGAAAGUGAACUGAAAGCUACAGCAAAUGUAACCGGGUAUGCUGGUAACCAUUUAUUUGAAACACAAGAACACAAGCUAUGGACUGUUGAACAGGAACAUCUUGAGGCUGGAGUGAAUGCUGUAGCUAGUGAACUCAAGGAUUACCCACAUUUAAAUGUAGCAGUGACAGAAAAUGGGUCUCGCAGUGACAGUUCUGCGUUCCAUUUUCUGUUCCCAGCAGCAGAUUCGGAGACUAAAAUUAGUGAAGUACAAGCUGUUGUUUUCCCAGGUUCUGGAAGAGAUGAUGAUUUUUCAGAUGCAGGCCAUGACCAUGCUGCUGAGACUCAGGAAGGCAAAUGCAGUCUAUCAGCCAGCCAAGAGGCACUGGAGAGUGGUUUUUCUACUGAAAUGAAAAAUGGCACUUUGUCAUCUGGGGAGAUAGUGGGCAGUCCUCAGCUCAGUUCCCGAUGCUUUAAGCCCUAUCUAAUUAACCCAUGUUACAUCAAAACCACAACUAGGCAGCUGAGUUCUCCCAAUCAGUCACCUUCUCUUUCCCCAUCCCAGAGCCCACUUUUUAAGAGAAGACGCGAGUCCUUCCAAAGAAAAGAGAAGGCAUCAGUCAAGAAGCAAAGGUCCGUCAGUUUGGCUGGUUAUUUCAGUCGAUCAGCAGACUGGACAGAAGAGCUAUCUGAUCACAAAGGUGAAAUAUCUAAAAAGAUUGGCUCUGCAGACUUCUUGGAGUACAGGAGGUCCAGGGAGAGAUUGCAAGAAGAAAAAGAGCGUUUGACUCACUCAAGAAAAUCCUCAGGGAUCCAGGCUUCUACUGAUACCUUUCCCAAUGUCUUUACAGGGCGAACUCUUCUGGAAAAACUGUUCAGCCAGCAGGAGAAUGCCCCACAGGAAGAAGCAGAAAAGCUAUGUUCUAGGAUCAUUGCGAUGGGGCUCCUACUUCCUUUCAGCGAUUGCUUCAGAGAACCAUGUAAUCAGAGUGCGCAGCAGAGCACGCCCACGUUUGAUCAAGACCAGCUUUAUACUUGGGCUGCAGUUAGCCAACCCACACAUUCAUCGGAUUACAUCGAAGGGAGGUUUCCAAGGAGAAUUCCAUCCGUGUGGCCACCACCCAAGCCUCCUGAUGAGGAACAAAAACUCAAACAUAUGGAAGCAGAGGACAGUGAAGAGUUUGAAGCAGCUAUCUUGGAAACGCAGAAACAAUACAUAGAGGAUGUUCAGCGGGUACAGGGUGAUUUUGAGUUGAAAUCUGAGGAACGUGCUAAUGUAAUUCAGCAGCUGGAGCAAACCAUUGAGGAUCUGAGGACCAAAAUUGCAGAACUGGAGAAACAGUUCCCAGCAACAGAGGCACAGAUUCCUUUAAGAGACCAAGAGAGUCAGAGUGGACACUCGGUUUGUGAGGAACGUGGUAAUGUGGAUCUUCAAACAAAUGAAGAGAAUGUCCUACCCAAAACUGUUUUACAAGUAAAAUCAGUACAGACUUCACCAGUAGAAGAUUGUUUUACACACUCAAAGCCUUCAGCCAACACACUGCCACAGUCUCCUCCUCACCUGGAAGCAGAUAAAAUUGAAUGGCCAUCUCAACAAUUGCCAACUCUUGAACCAGAUCCCACAUAUUGUUCUGAAGUAUCUUUAAUUCUGUCACCAAAAUUAAUCUCGAUGCAGCUGGAUGAAAGCCAGUCCACAGAAAGUACAUCACAGCCACCUCGUCCAGGACCUGACACGGAUCUAUCCUCUUUGUUUGAAGAAGCGACUGUAUCGCCAGCUCCCCAUCAGUCUCGAAGUACUGAGAGUGUCACUUGCAGUGAAUGUUUCUCUUCUGUAUCCUCUGAACCCACUUGUAGCAUCCCACCCCCACUGCCUGGCACAGAACUAUCUAUUCCCCUGCCUGGAGCAGGAGGCUCUUCUUUCACAUCACGCUUGCCUGGUGCAGGUGUCCCAUCCCCACCACCUUUGCCUAGUUCAGGACCUUUCUUGCCUUUGGCUGGCACAGCAAUGCCACCCCUGGGCCCCUCAUUGCCUGGCAUAAUUAUGCCACCUCCUCUACCCCCACCUUUGCCUGAUGGAGUGAUGCCACUGCCUCCCGCUCCCCCAUUUCUUCCAUGUGCAGGAAUCCUACCUCCAGCCCCUCCUUUGCCUGGGGACGGAAUACCUCCAGCCCCUCCUCUGCCUGAGGACGGAAUACCUCCAGCCCCUCCUCUGCCUGGGGCCGGAAUACCUCCAGCCCCUCCUUUGCCUGGUAUGGGAAUCCCUCCCCCUCCUCCACCCCCUCCUUUGCCUGGUGCUAGUAUCCCAUGCCCACCUCCUUUGCUUGGUAUGGGAAUGCCACCCCCGCCCCCACCUUUGCCUGGUGUAGGUAUACUGCCCCAUCCCCCACCUCUUCCUGGUAUGGGGAUGCCACCCCCUCCCCCACCUUUGCCUGGUGUAGAUGUAGGAAUGCCGCCCCCUCCCCCGCCUUUGCCUGGUGUAUGUCUACCACCUCUACCCCCACCUCUUCCUGGUGUAGGAAUGCCACCCCCUCCCCCGCCUUUGCCUGGUGUAUGUGUACUACCCUCACCUCUUCCGGGUAUAGGUGUACCGCCCCCUCCCCCACCUCUUCCUGGUAUGGGGAUGCCACCCCCUCCCCCACCUUUGCCUGGUGCAGGUGUCCCACCCCCUCCCCUGCAUUUACCGGGCAUGGGAAUGCCACCCCCUGCCCCACCGCCACCUCCACCUGGGGCAGCUCUUCCACCACCAGCCCAGGGAGGCUUCCUGCCAACUUUUGGCCUUCCACAAGUUUGUGGGGUUCUUCCUCCUCCAUUACCAGUUGGUUUAUUUGUAAUGGGGAUGAAUCAGGAUAAAGGGAGCAGGAAACAUGCAAUAGAACCUUCUCGACCCAUGAAGCCUCUUUAUUGGACAAGAAUUCAGCUUCAUAGUAAAAGAGAUUCUAAUGCUUCGCUUGUGUGGGAAAAAAUUGAAGAGCCUUCCAUAGAUUAUCAUGAGUUUGAAGAACUGUUUUCCAAAACAGCUGUUAAAGAGAGGAAGAAACCAAUUUCAGACACCAUCACAAAGACAAAGGCUAAACAAGUUGUCAAGUUAUUAAGCAACAAAAGAUCUCAGGCAGUUGGAAUAUUAAUGUCCAGUCUUCAUUUAGAUAUGAAAGACAUCCAGCACGCUGUUGUGAACUUGGACAACUCUGUGGUUGACCUAGAGACCCUUCAAGCCCUCUAUGAGAAUAGAGCACAAUCAGAUGAACUGGAAAAAAUAGAAAAGCAUGGCAAAUCAUCCAAAGAGAGGGAGAAUGCCAAAUCUUUGGACAAACCUGAACAGUUUCUUUAUGAACUCUCACUAAUCCCCAACUUUUCAGAACGAGUAUUUUGUAUCCUGUUCCAAUCAACAUUUUCAGAAACCAUUUGCUCUAUCCAUCGCAAACUUGAAUUGCUACAGAAACUGUGUGAGACAUUGAAAAGUGGGUCAGGAGUUAUGCAGGUUCUGGGUUUGGUUCUCGCAUUUGGAAAUUACAUGAAUGGUGGAAACAGGACACGGGGACAAGCAGAUGGGUUUGGAUUGGACAUUCUUCCAAAGCUGAAAGAUGUUAAGAGCAGUGAUAAUAGCAGAAGUCUUCUAUCAUAUAUUGUCUCAUAUUAUUUGCGUAAUUUUGAUGAGGACGCUGGAAAAGAGCAAUGCAUCUUUCCUCUUCCCGAGCCACAGGACCUCUUUCAGGCUUCACAAAUGAAAUUUGAAGACUUUCAAAAAGAUCUUCGCAAACUAAAAAAAGAUUUGCGAGCAUGCGAGACACAAGCGGGGAAAGUUUAUCAGGUAUCACUAGAAGAGCACAUCCAGCCUUUCAAAGACAGCAUGGAGCAAUUCAUUAAUCAAGCUAAAAUCGACCAAGAAAAUGAGGAGAAGUCACUGACAGAAGCACAUAAAAGCUUUUUGGAAACUGCAGCCUAUUUCUGUAUGAAACCAAAAAUGGGAGAGAAGGAAGUGUCACCUCAUGCUUUCUUCAGUAUUUGGCAUGAAUUCAGUUCUGACUUCAAAGACCUCUGGAAGAAGGAAAACAAACUUAUUUUGCAAGAAAAGGUUAAAGAAGCAGAGGAAGUGUGCAGACAGAAAAAGGGGAAAUCACUUUAUAAUAUAAAGCCAAGACAUGAUUCUGGAAUAAACAGACGCAGCUCAGGUAGUGGCAGUGAAAAUUUCCCCACAGUGCCCUGCCAAUGUGCCUUAUCCCCCUGAACCUGGAAGAGACAGACCUUUGCUGAAAGCAAAGAUAAGUAUGAAGAUCUGAGAGAAGAAAUGCAAAAGCCAUUGCCACUUGAUCAGGAAAACUCAACAUGUCUGUUGGGCACGGGAAAGGAAACUACAUCAUUCAGAUCAUUGUUUUCUUCUUGGCCUUUCAAAUUUGCUUUUUGUUCUCUAGAGUUUCCCACUGAUAGAUGUGUACUGUACAUUCAUGAAUGAAUGUAAUCACUGUAAUUAAGUGCCCAGCAAUAGAUUAGUUAUGGACAUAAGACAAGUUCCCUAUAUCCCAUGCCUCGUUCUCCACCCAAAAACUGGUAUUUUGUAAAGUUUGUGGUCUAAUACCAGUAGACCAAACCAGCAUGCCUAAGAGGCAGCAUCUGCAUCAGUUCUGAACAUGCUGAAAAUUCUAUUAAAGUUGAACUUCACAAGAAUGCUACUUGAUACAGUAAAAUAUUUCCAUUCCUACUGGCAACAUCUGUCUAACACAAAUACUCCAUGGCACUGCAUUUAGAUUAGGGAAAGAAAUGUUACUUCUAGUGAAUUGUUUGUAUCCGUUUCACGUCGACAUUUGUAGUUUGUAUUUUGAAUCGUUAAGUGCUGUUUAUACAGUAUAAUCAAUGCUUUCUCAACUUGUUUGGUUGCCCACCAUGACUAAAUAUUUGUGGAACAAGAUGUUUACCGUAACUAUCUUUAAAAUCGAUAAGGCAGCGUAGUUUUUCUUCAUCUUUUGCCAGAUAGUGAAUAGCAGGAGAGGGGAGUUGGAAAACCUGAACCAAAAACAUUUAAGUGACAAGCAGUAAACACAGAAAAUCACAGGAGUACUUCAGAGGAUAAAAGAGGAACUCGGGCACUAUAGCUUGCUAGCAUGUAAAGCAGCUGAUUUGUAUGCAGAAAAACUUAAGGGAUAUUACAGUUAUAUUGCUGAUUAUUUGAGUCAUAUAGGAUUCUCAGGACUACGAUGUUUCUAGCUAGACUUCCUUUCUGAAUUAUCUUUUCAAUUAAUUUAAGACUCCCUUUAACAGGGAUAUAAAAAGAUAUAUAUAGGAAUUGGCAUUAGAGAAAUACAGUAGUCAACUCUAGUAACAAAACAAUGGCGAUUGACUAAUUCAUGUCAAUUUCACAUUUAACAUCAGAGUCAUAAACUUUGCUCUCUAAGUAGUCCAUAUCAUUGGCUAGGAGGCAAUGGAAAUCUGUGAUUAUGCCUUCCUUUUUAAUCCACAUGAUUAAUUUCUAUUUGUGAUCUGGAAAUUAACUUAAGGAUUUAUUAGUUUUGAUUUGUUGACCCAAUAAAGACCCUCUGCCCCAGAUGUAACUACUGAGCCCAACAUGAAUUGGCCUUGUAACCAUUCUCUUUCAAAGCACUGUUUUCUUGGAAACAGCAAUGUGUGGAAUAAAUUGGGUUCACAUGCUCACAAUCUCUUAGCAUCGAAGACACAGGGGUAGCAUAAACCUCUGAGUGGUUUGAGGUCUAACUUGCUGGGGUGGAUUAUUCCCUGUCUAGCCUAGUAUAUCACAAGGCAUUCCUGGCUGUCCAGAGGCAAAUAUACUGUACCAGGUGUCAUAAGGGCAAUGUAAAAUAUGACCUCAGGAAUCCAUUGUUAGUCACUUAUACUAAGCACUAGACAAGAUGUUCUUCACUUGUGUGAAAAAUAAGUCUCCUGUAGCUUGAUAAAACUAUAUGAAAUUCUGUGUUCACGAUAAUUUCUGGCAAGAAUAUGAUUAUCAAGAAUUGAUUUCUAAAAUCGUGUUGUUGGGAGUAAUGUUACUUCUUGCAAAAGGAAAAGAGAUUUGCUGUUAUGAGUAACCUAUGGAAAGUAACUUAAAAAUAAAGUUUAUUUUAAUGGCACUGAUUCAAACCCAUGUUUGUAUUUAUGUAAACUAUAGUCUUUUGCUCUUAACUUUUGCAUUUAUUUUUAUUUAAGUGCAAGGAUACAGUCGCAUGUUUUGGUUUUGUAGCCUUCCUGUUCCCUUCAGUACCAACGGUAUGUAUAUUACCAUACUAAAUGAAAUAAUAGGAUAUCUAACAGAGAUCGCUAUGUGCAAUACUGUAUUUAGUGUUUCUACUUCAAUUUUUUUAGAAUGUUAAUUUAUAUGAAAAUAAAAGGAAUAAUGAGA
Chrysemys picta bellii (western painted turtle) is the source of this 7645-nucleotide messenger RNA. Lineage: Eukaryota; Metazoa; Chordata; Testudines; Emydidae. The record is from RefSeq and is a predicted model, not a curated record.